AUGGAGAAAGCUAUUGACAAUGUUAAUUGGCAAGCUCUUUUCUGUAUUCUUCAUAAGCAUGGCUUUGAAGAAAAGUGGAUUGACUGGAUCAGAUGGUGUGUUUCCUCUUCUCAUCUUUCUGUUCUUGUUAAUGGUGGAUCUACAGAGAAAUUAAAACCUUCAAAAGGAUUAAAACAAGGUGAUUCCCUUUCAACUUAUCUAUUUUUGUUGGUAGUUGAAAUUCUCUCAAAAUUGAUAAAUGAUGCUGGUGAAAGGGGACAAAUUCAUGGUUUUAGGGUGGCUAAACUGUUGAAUCUUGAAAAGAGUAUUAUGGUUAGUGUUAAUGCUGACGACGUCAUUGAGGUGCUGGAAAAGGAAUUGGGAUGCAAAACAGAGAGGUUACCUAUACAGUAUCUUGGUUUACCAAUUGGUGCUAAUUCAAGGUGUAUCUCAAUAUGGGACAGUGUUCUUGAGAAAAUGGCACUAAAACUGGCUACAUGGAAGAGGAAGUAUUUAAACAAAGCUGGGAGAUUAGUGCUCAUUAAACAUUGUCUCUCUAGCAUAUUGUUUACGAUUAAAAACAACCAACGGGAGUUCCUGGUAAAAAGUAGUGGAGGAGGAAAGUGCUUGCUGAAGCAGACGGAGUUCAAGAUUGUGAUGGAUGAAGCAUGGAAUGUUGAAACAACAACAUGCUCUACAUACAUUGAAUUAGGUCAUGACAUGUCAUUAUGCUAG
This is a messenger RNA of Papaver somniferum (opium poppy), 714 nucleotides long. RefSeq lists its product as uncharacterized. The record is from RefSeq and is a predicted model, not a curated record. Lineage: Eukaryota; Viridiplantae; Streptophyta; Magnoliopsida; Ranunculales; Papaveraceae. The transcript has 3 exons. Bases 1 to 714 code for a protein of 237 amino acids.